Messenger RNA from Pteronotus mesoamericanus, 501 nucleotides. Its product is annotated as C-X-C motif chemokine 6-like. Gene Ontology annotation, biological process: defense response; immune response; chemotaxis. The record is from RefSeq and is a predicted model, not a curated record. Bases 1 to 501 code for a protein of 166 amino acids. The transcript has 5 exons. Gene Ontology annotation, molecular function: chemokine activity. Lineage: Eukaryota; Metazoa; Chordata; Mammalia; Chiroptera; Mormoopidae. Gene Ontology annotation, cellular component: extracellular region.
AUGAGCCUCCUGCCCAGCUGCGCUGCCCGCGUGCCCGGCUCUUCGGGGUCUCUUUGUGUCCUGCUGGCACUGCUGCUGCUGACGCCGCCCAGGCCCCUGGCCAGCGCUGCUCCUUCCUCGGUCUUAAUGACAGAGCUGCGUUGCGUGUGUUUAAGCAUCACUACCACGGUUCAUCCCAAAAUGAUCAGUAAUCUGGAGGUGAUCGCCGCAGGUCCGCAAUGCCCCAAAGUGGAACUGAUAGCCACCUUGAAGAACGGGAAGGAAAUCUGUCUGGACCCAGAAGCCCCUUUGGUCAAGAAAAUCUUCCAUAAAAUUUUGAGCAGGUCAAAGACAAGGUCCAUCAUGCUCAACUCAGUUCCUAGGACAGUGCCUACUCAGCUCAUAAUGUUACAGAUUGAGAAAUUUACCAGACAGGAUGAGCACCUGGGCAUUUCAGUUUGCCCUCCUGACCGAAUCAUGGAAGAAGACAAGGGAAGUGCACAUCAUUCUGAUUUUGGCUGA